AUGCAGUACCUGACUAUUUGUGAACCAGUUGAGAAGGCAAAUUCAAGCCAUCCAUUCACAGCAGGACUAGCUCAUAGUGUUGGACCUAGGAACCAGCCAUUACGUGUAUAUAGCCUGGUAAAGUAUGCAGCCACAACCCGAGGAGAUACUGAGAUAUUCAUGGAAUUUGCGAGGGCUGGUUACAACGAGAAAAUAUGGGAUCAUGCAGCUGGUGUUCUUAUCAUUGAAGAAGCCGGUGGAGUGGUGACCGAUGCAGGAGGGCAUCCAUUGGACUUCUCAAAAGGCGAAUACUUAGAGGGACUUGAUCGAGGUAUAAUUGCUUGCGCUGGAGCCAAACCACACGAAAAGAUCAUUCAGGCUGUAGAUGCUAGCUGGAACUCCUCUAGCCUUUAA
Lycium barbarum (goji berry) is the source of this 393-nucleotide messenger RNA. Its product is annotated as PAP-specific phosphatase HAL2-like. Gene Ontology annotation, molecular function: 3'(2'),5'-bisphosphate nucleotidase activity. The coding region runs from base 1 to 393 and encodes 130 amino acids. NCBI's taxonomy places the organism in Eukaryota, Viridiplantae, Streptophyta, Magnoliopsida, Solanales, Solanaceae. Gene Ontology annotation, biological process: sulfate assimilation; phosphatidylinositol phosphate biosynthetic process. The record is from RefSeq and is a predicted model, not a curated record. The transcript is spliced from 2 exons.